AUGGAUGAACAACAACAAAAGCAGAUUACGUCUACGAGCAGGAAAGGCUUCCUUGACCUCCCAGCCGAAUUACGAGAAACAAUCUACGAGCUUCUAGUGCUAAAGCCUCACAACACAAUAACCAUGCUGACGAACCACGACUGCUUCCGCUCCGAAAUUAGCGCAUCACAGCCAGCCAUUGCAAAGGUAAACCAGCAACUUCGGAACGAGGCCCUGGCAACGUUCUACUCGAACAACAUCUUCCUGGCCGAAGUCUCGGACCAAGAGGAUCUGCUGAUAGCCAAACGAUGGCUACGCUCUAUCGGAGACAUCAACGUUGGCAGACUGAGGUUCCUCGCCAUUUGCGGAUGGACCAAAGUCCCAUUCGGACAUAUGCUCAGUCGGCGAUGGGUGAAGAUCAUGCUUGACCUACGGGAAGGUGUGCUGUCCGUGGAGGGCAAUGCUGUGGAAGCAGAUCAACAUCCUCGUAUCCUGAAGUCUGUAGCAAGAUUGAAGGAGUCUUUCGCAGAGCUAGUCCAAGCUCGAGAGGGCCAGCGUUUUACUGCGCAGGAUCUCUCCCAAUUUAUGCAUGGGUUUCAUGGGCUUUGUAUAGCUUAUUGA
Messenger RNA from Recurvomyces mirabilis, 600 nucleotides. RefSeq lists its product as uncharacterized. The record is from RefSeq and is a predicted model, not a curated record. Lineage: Eukaryota; Fungi; Ascomycota; Dothideomycetes; Mycosphaerellales; Teratosphaeriaceae. The transcript has a single exon. The coding region runs from base 1 to 600 and encodes 199 amino acids.